GGUCGCCAGAACAACGUGGCUGUCUAGUCGGGUAAAGUAUGACAACAUCUCCCGUUACUAACGGUUCUGAAGUAAUAAUGGCAAUAAAACCAGAGCUCAAUGUGGUCGCAAGUGGGACAACAGAAAGUGAAAGUGCAAAUACAAAGGCAAUUGGCAAGAUAUCAGGGACAGACUUCGAGUAUUGGAUAUGCAAAGAUAAAGUAGUCAUUGGUCGAAACAGUAGUCACGGCAAAGUCGAUGUUAACAUCGGUUUAUCAUCCUAUGUUUCUCGAAAACAUCUUCAAAUUACAUACACACGCAAUAGGUUCUUUCUACAGUGCAUUGGGAAAAAUGGCGUGUUUGUUGACGGUCAGUUUCAGCGUUUGAAUGCCGAACCUUUUCCAUUAGACAACGCAUGUAUUAUCCGAUUCCCAAGCACAAGUAUACAGCUUGCAUUCAGUCCUUUCCCCCCUGAUACAAAUCGUAAUGGUAGCACACAGAGUAACAAGGACACCCCCCCACAAGACAUCGCAAGCGCAAGUGAUAAAAAAGUUCCCGAACUCCCCAUCAAGAAAUCUCCAAUUUAUGUUCCUGGAAACCUUGGUAAAGAAACCCCUCCAAAUAUUAACCCUAACCAACAUUUCAAAUACGUUCUGCCACGAGAUGUGAGAGGAUUCCUCAGCGCUCCACCUUCGCCAACUGGAACAAUCAGCGCUGUAAACUCGUGCCCAUCCAGUCCACGCCCAUCGCACAUGAGGAACCAAAACAAUAACGUGACAGAAAAUCUGAACGCAGCUGCAACGGCAAUUGCUGCUUCUGUAGGUGACAUCCCAUCAGACAAAACACCCCAACAAGACCCAGUCGAUUCCAAGCCCCCUUAUUCAUACGCACAACUUAUCAUACAAGCGAUAUCAUCUGCUCCACACCGCCAGUUGACUCUAAGUGGUAUCUAUGCUCAUAUAACGAAGAACUAUCCAUACUAUCGAACUGCUGAUAAAGGGUGGCAGAACUCUAUCCGACAUAAUUUGUCGCUGAAUCGUUACUUUGUUAAAGUUCCUCGUUCGCAAGAAGAAUCGGGGAAAGGUUCGUUUUGGAAAGUUGAUCCGGCGUCCGAACGUAAACUCGUCGAGCAGGCUUGGAGAAAAAGAAGGCAGCGAUCGGUGCCGUGUUUCUGUGCACCGUUGACUUCCACAAUAUCAACUGUUACAAGAUCUGCUCCAGUUUCCCCCGAACACCCGAACACAGCAUCCCCCCCCACGCAUGUUACAUCAUCACAGGAAAGCGACAACGGGUGUCUGCAUCCCGUCGAGAAUAAUUCUAAGAUCCAUUUCCUUCAUUUGCCAAACAGGUAUGCCCAGUCUGCGCCAGGUUCCCCUUCCAAUGGAACAGCCAUAAGUAUGUCGUCAACAACAAACAGUGAGAUCUUACAACAUCAUACAACAGCUAUCACUCAACCUACUGCUAAGAUGGUGUGGCCAGUUCAAACUCAAGGAUCUCAUGUAAAUGCUAAAGUAGCGAUUGAGAAAGACUACCAGAGUGGGAUUAUAUAUCAUAACGACGCAACGCAAUUUCAUGCACCAGGCAUGGAAGUUCCUAAACAAUUGUCCAUAGUAAUGCAGCCACCAACCCAACCAAACCAAUCUUUAAGCCAGCUAACGCCACAGCAGUUUCAACAACAAGUAGUGAUGGUAACCGGGAGCCAAACACAAGGAGUUCCACUUAACAUUGGAACUAUCGUGGCUUCACCAAACACAGUUGUUGCAUCGGGAGGGGUUCCAUUUAUGGUCCCAGGAAACCCACAAUUUAUGAUGAAAAGACCUGCUGAGACAACUCCUAUUACAACUCACAAAAAAGCGAAGACUGACAUUGAUCAGUCUGGAGAAGAUGGUUCAUCCGGACAUUAACUUUAAAGGAGAGUUUAAACCAACGUGUAAAAAGUCUCAAAUAUUGCUGAAAAAAUCAUCUGGCAACACUGAGACAAUAAAGUGCAGCACUGGGUUCCAGUAACUGAUGUUGUUGAAGUGAGAAUCUCACCUGCGUUGCCUGCAUUGCUACACAUUCUAAUAUCCAUGCUGUCAAUUCUCAGCCUGUUUAAAAUGAAGUUGCUUUUUGUUUGCAUGCCUUUAUGCAAGUGCAGAUCUGUAUGCCCCAUUGCAACUGAAAUAAUAUAUGGGUGUUUUUAUUCUUGCAUUUCAGGAAUAUUUUGGAUCCAUUUGUCGUUUUGUUAUUUCACUUCUUAAGAGUUUCCAUAGUUGCUUUACAUUUUGUAAUGUGACAAGAUUAUUGUGUUUCAAUUUCCGUAAGGUUCUUAAGUUGUGAUGGUGCUUGAACCGACUGGCUUCAUGUUAAUUUGCCAACCGGAUUGUUUUCAUGUUAAUAUUCUAUCUGAACUGAAACCUCAUUUCUAAACGGAUUCUUUUGUAUGGAAUGCCCCCGUUUUAAAUGUUUUUGAAUUACUUUUAGCAUUAUGUGUGUCAAGCUGUAAAUACAGAAAACCUUGUACAGCUUG
Molecule: messenger RNA, 2488 nt
Organism: Ciona intestinalis (vase tunicate)
Lineage: Eukaryota; Metazoa; Chordata; Ascidiacea; Phlebobranchia; Cionidae
Source: RefSeq